AUGUCUAUGAUUUCUAUGGCAUCUUCAGAAAGUGCUCUGGCAGGGCUCAUGAGCAUGUCUGCACCUCCUUCCUCUAUGUCUUCAGGAGAAGAGAAGGACACUUCUGGAAUGUCCCAGGGCACUCAGCAGUACUGGCAUCAAAAGGUGAAAGCAGAAUCUCGUUCUGAAACACUCAGGGCUACUGUUGCUGAGCAUCCUGGGGUGAUUAGUGGUCACCCUAGGGUGCCGACUCAUGGCCACAUAGCUAAUACUGACAUGGGCUUCCAUCCUCCGCAGGUUGUAGGAGGGAAGUGGCCGGCUCCACCAGCCAAAGUAUCCCUGAGCGAGUACCGAGCCAAGCAUGCAGAGGAACUGGCUGCCCACAAACGCACCCUGGAGAACAUGGAAGCCAACGUAAAAGAGCAGUAUGCCACCGCCGCGCAGGCACUCAUAGUACAGCAGAGAAAGGACAAGACAAAUGCACCACACCAGAGGGACAGCAGUAACACUGAGGGCGCCAACCCUUCCCCUAUUAUUGUGAAAAUCCCUGUUGGUGGCUCCGAGAAGACAGAGAGGCCUGCAUCCAGCAAACAAGAGAAACUCCUGAAGCUUCGGCUGCCAGCAGCUGGCCCAGGGGAAAAGGUGGUUCCACCUACAGUUACCUCUCAUUCGCGCCCUGAGGAAAUCAAAGUGCGAAUAAAGGUCCCUGUAGUGCCAGAGAGGCAAAGCUCGCCAGAUGAGGGCAGCGGAAAGCACAAGGACCGGUACAAGGGACAUUCCACCAACCAUCACCACCACCACCAUCACCACCACCAGCAACAGCAGCAUUCUUAUAAGCAUGGUGGAGGGAGUGGUAUAGGCAGCAAACAUACCAGUGACUCUUUAAAGCAAAAUGCCUCUCAGAGCAGCACCUCCUCCUCCCGUAAGCGUCCGUUCACAGAAGACGUGUCUACUGCCAGCUUGGUGGCUUCUCACAACCAUCAUCCAAAGGCGAACAAAUACUCCAGAAACUCUUCCUCCCACAAGCUACACAACUCCUCUUCAUCUCAGUCAUCCAGCCAGCAGUGUAGCUUCUCUGCUCCAGGUCUCUUGUCUUUCCCUUCCUCCCUUAUGUCGCAAGCAGUUGGCUUUGGUCAUGGAAAGGGGGAGAAAGUGCCAGUGGGGAGUGACUCAAAUGGACAUGGUGUAAGCAGCCAGUCAAAUGAAUACCAGGACACGUUUGAAAUGCUGAACUCCUUGCUGAGCGCCCAAGGUGUGCAACCAGCACAGGCCCCUAUGUUUGACUAUAUGCCUGCCUACCGUUUCCCAGGGAUGGCAGUGGGGGCAAAGCCCUCGGGCACAGACGGCUCCAGGCCGCCACCACUGCCAGCUGAACCACCUCCCCCACUCCCACCUCUCCCAAAGUAAUGGCUUUGCAUCUUUGCACAAAGACACUGGUUUUAUUUUUGUCUAACCUCUUCCCCCAUUUCUGUUGUGGUCAUCAAGAUAUUGUCUAUUAGAUCCUGGACAGUGCUUUCAGACUCUCAUGCCUGCCACUAUAUGUCUGACAGCAGAGUAAUGUACUGCGUUCUCAUGUGAUUUUUUUUUUUUUCUUUUGUUAAUAGCCACUUGUCUCGCCAAGGACAUAGAUGCAAAGCGAAAGUGGCUGGUUGCAUUUUCUACAUUUUGAUAAGACGAUCGAAAGGAAUUGGAAGUGCUCAUUGUCUUUUGAUUUGGCAAGUCCAGUUGAGAAAUGAUUAUUGAAGCUACUGGACCUUUUUACAUCUGCAUUUCUGUUUGUUUGUUUCAUACAGAAAAACUUGGGCAUUGCGGGUAAGAGCUGAGAUGUACACUAGUGGCCUGUUCAGUAGAUCAUUUGCAUCCAAAGCAGUGUUUCUGAUUGUUGCCACUUUCACUGUCUGCCAGUUUGACUCGCAGCCUGGCCCUUCAGAGAAACUAACAUUUAAUCAAUCAGUGGAAUAUUUCUUGUCUGGUGAGCAGAUUUGAAGGUUAUGAUGUAGACUACUUUGUGACUUUUACUGAACUAGUUUUGCUUUAACCACUGUGACAUCUGGUAAUAGACACUAAGGUGGCUCUAUAAUCAUCUUGUGUCCUGUCUCCACUUCAGAAUUAUUGCUAUCAUGCAUAAACCGUUCUCUCCUGUUCCUGACUGUCAUUCAGGCAAGAACGCAGAGAGGUGGUUUUACAAAUGACGGUGACAUGCACCACUGUUGUUAAAUCCCCCAAGAUUCCCAUGCAGUCUUCCCAUGUAGGUAUAAUUGCAGUUUAGGUCUUAGAUAAAGCAGUGUUUUCCAGAACCUGUCAGUGAUGACAUGCUCCUUUUCAAAGGCAGACAGCAGAUAAAAAGGACAAUGAUCAAGGCUGAUUUAUGCUUUCCGCAUUGGCUGUUGCAUGGUCUUGGUGAAUGGCCUCUGUAGAGAUUGAGGAAUUAAGAUUUUCUUUAAACUCAUUCCAGUGGCAUGGUGAUAAUUUAAAUAGUUGUCCGUGUACGCAACAAUCUGUUUAAAAUUCACAAAAUUACUGAAGUCACCCAUUUACAAAUCUGAGUAUCUUUACGCCAAGCUUUCACAAAAAAGAAAUUGCCAAUAUUUUCUAAUCCCACUCCCAACAUAUAUGGACAGAAGUGGCUAAAGUCUA
Molecule: messenger RNA, 2616 nt
Organism: Polypterus senegalus (gray bichir)
Lineage: Eukaryota; Metazoa; Chordata; Cladistia; Polypteriformes; Polypteridae
Product: cyclin-T1-like
Exons: 1
Coding region: 1-1386 (461 amino acids)
Source: RefSeq, a predicted model, not a curated record